This is a messenger RNA of Triticum urartu, 1024 nucleotides long. RefSeq names its product F-box family protein. Gene Ontology annotation, molecular function: protein binding. Gene Ontology annotation, biological process: SCF-dependent proteasomal ubiquitin-dependent protein catabolic process; gibberellic acid mediated signaling pathway. NCBI's taxonomy places the organism in Eukaryota, Viridiplantae, Streptophyta, Magnoliopsida, Poales, Poaceae. Gene Ontology annotation, cellular component: cytoplasm; SCF ubiquitin ligase complex. The record is from RefSeq and is a predicted model, not a curated record.
CCCGAUCGAUAUAAGCGCUCGAGCGCGGACUGUUGUGCACGCAUCGAUCUCCGACCUUGAAUCUCUAUACCCAUAACUACAGCGUCGAACACAUGCGCGACGACGGAGCGACGACAAUGCCGCCACGGUCAGCGCCGUCUCGGCCGCCUCCGUGGGAGGCGCUCUCCCUCGUGGCCAACUUCCUCGAUGCGGCGUCUCUCGCCGCGGCUUCCUGCGUCUCCACCUCCUGGCACGCCGCCUUCUCCGACGACCACCUCUGGGCGCGGCUCUGCCGCUGCCACUACCCCUCCGCCAUCGGCCUCCUCCCCUUGUACAACAACGUCAAUGCCGGGGACCGAUGCUCCUCGCCGCACCGGCGCCUCUUCGCGCUGUUCCACGCCGCCGCCUCCCGCGGCCGCUCACUCCCAGCGCCUCGCCUGGCCCUCGACGACGUCACAUUCGCCAUCGACCUCUUCGCGGCCGGCGGAAAGAACACGCUCUCGUUCGCCGUCGCUGCGUCCGACGCCGGCGUAAAGAAGGCCCCCGGGGGCGUGUUCCAGUUCGCGGUGGACGUGAGUGACCGGAACGCGGUGGCCGGGCCGGGCAAGCACUGGAGCGUGCGGUGGACGGCUGUUCGGACGGGGCACGGGGUCGCGCCAGCUGCGGCGAUCGUGAUGAUGGACGCCAAGGUGCCAGCGUCCAGGGCCGGAGCGCUCAGCUGUGGCGUGAGGGGGGAGGCGUGGGCCACGGUGGCGCUGCCUGCGCCGGGAUGCGGCGGCGGGAAGCUCGAGGCGGAGGUCGUGGUCGAGGUGAGCGGCGAGGACAGGCUGGUGGAGAAGGUGAGGAUCGGGGUGUUGUUGGAUUGUAGGUACGUGAGCGUCGACGCGGGGCUCAGAUACUUGCAGCAUUUCCUCUUGUAAUACGUGUAUAUGUGCUGGUGGCCAUGGUUCUGUUUUAGCUUAUCUGUUUGCAUACGUGUUCGUGUUGUAACCUGCAAUCGUUGGAAACGCAAUUCUUUGGGGACUGCUCAGUCCAUGAUCGAUUA